AUGGCCGCCGAGAACUACUGGAGGUACGCCGACGCGCGGCAGCAGCAGCAGGCGAUGGUGGCCGCCGCGGCGGCCGCGGCGGGGAUGGCCCCCGGGGCGACCGUCGCCGCGGCCCAGACGGUCGGUAGCGCGGCUGCUGCCAUGAACCAGCAGGCCGCCGCCGCCGCCAUGGCACAACAGGCUGCUGCCGCCGCGCCGCCGCUCAAGCGUUCGCGCCCCGACUUCGGAGAUGUGUCUGGUGGACAAGACAUGACAGGAUAUUAUCCACGUGAAACAGACAGGGCAGGAUACCAUUCCCUUAGAGAUAACGACGCAAUUGGAGCAUCUUAUGACCGUUACUUGCGCAAUGGGAUGGCCUCCGUCGGUGCCAAUGACACUACUAGGGCUGCAGGGAUGGGUGCUGGAAUGGCUGCUGGGAUGGGUGCAGGGAUGGGUGCUGGAAUGGGUGCAGCGAUGGGUGCUGGGAUGGCUGGCUAUGGUGUUGAUGAUCGGCGUAUGAUGGGUGUUGGGAUGGGAUAUGGUGGCCGACCUGAGCCACCUCUUCCGCCGGAUGCAUCACCCACUCUGUAUAUUGAGGGCUUACCUGCAAACUGCACACGACGGGAGGUUUCACAUAUAUUUCGCCCAUUUGUUGGUUUUCGUGAAGUGCGUCUUGUCAACAAGGAGUCCAGACAUCCUGGUGGAGAUCCACAUGUGUUGUGUUUCGUCGAUUUUGACAACGCUGCUCAGGCUACAAUUGCUCUUGAAGCAUUGCAAGGUUAUAAGUUUGACGGGCACGAUCGUGACUCAGCCCAUUUGCGGCUGCAAUUCUCACGCUUUCCUGGUCCAAGGUCAGCUGGCGGGCCUCGCGUUAGUGUGAACUGCAUUGGAGCUUUGGGGUAUCUGUUGUAUUUUGUGAGAAAUAACACAAUAACUGAUAGAUUUGAUCAAGAUGUGAAGUUAAGGAAUGUGAUACGUUCUGGGAUGGAGGCGCAGGACGAAUGGGAAGCCGCCAUUGAUUACUUGCCUAGAUUGCAAGGCAAAUUGUUAGAGUUAAGGUUCAAGGAGCCAUGGUCGACUGUUCAAAACUUCUACAUGGCCCGGACACAGGAUUUACUCCAUCGUGGUGGAUGCCGUUGGAGUCGAAGAGGCAACCAACAGAGCGUGGACGUUGGUGAAUGUGGGCUCGAUGCGGAGCCUGAGCUUAGUUUAGUGCCUGUAGAUAGUGGCAUUCUAGAACAGCCACAGGGACAUGUCGUUAAUUGGGAUGAAUUACGGAUUGAGGAAAGGCAAGAUAAUGAAGGGGAAGGAAGGAAAAGGAAGCCUAGGACAAAUACAACCAAGUAUGGGAAGAAUGGUAACAAGAAAACUAAAAAAGCUGCUGAAAAUACUCCUGUCCAAUCUAAAAAUGCUGUUGUCCAUGCUGAAAAUACUGCUGUCCAGCCAGAAAAUGCCACUAAAAAUACUCCUGUACAGGCUCAAAAUGUUGUCGUCCAUGCUGAAAAUACUCCUGUAUAUGCUGAAAAUAUUGCCACGGCUAAGGCCAAUAUUUUGUCAACAAGUCCAGAAAGGUUGACUAGAAGCUGGCUUGCUGUACUACUUGGAGAAGGGCCAAGUACAUUGCUAAAUCAUUUAUCGCCAAACAAGUAG
Messenger RNA from Miscanthus lutarioriparius, 1629 nucleotides. NCBI's taxonomy places the organism in Eukaryota, Viridiplantae, Streptophyta, Magnoliopsida, Poales, Poaceae. The record is from the annotation of a GenBank genome assembly.